This is a messenger RNA of Drosophila navojoa, 1263 nucleotides long. RefSeq names its product Gustatory receptor-like 43a (gene Grl43a). Lineage: Eukaryota; Metazoa; Arthropoda; Insecta; Diptera; Drosophilidae. The record is from RefSeq and is a predicted model, not a curated record.
AUGUGGAAUACGGCGGACAUCAAUUUACUGAGUGGCGGAUUUGCUCAGUCAAUCUACCGUCGAUUCUUUCAGUGUACUGCCUGGCUGCUCUAUGGCAUUGCGCGCGUUUGUCAUUUCCUCAAGCUGCGCUACAAUGCCGAGCAUAUGCGCAUGGAGGAGAUUCAGUAUCAUCAUAUGAUCUCGAAGAUAGUCGUGACGGUUAAAUUUGUAUUCGUAUUAUUGGAUCUUCAGAGUUAUUUAGUGCUUACCCUGGUCUUAUGGCUACACAUUUUUCGAGUCGAGAACAGCGGCGGACAGAACUAUAUGAUUGGCUUGCUCGUCCAAGGCCUUAUCAUAUCUGACCUGCGCCGCAUAUUUAUUUUUUUGCAUUCAUUCGAUGAUCGAAAGUUGAUCAAGCAUAUAAUCAAUGAAAUCUUCUAUAUCACACAAACCAUAAAACGCAAGUUUGGCAUGAUUUAUCACUUUGAAAUGUGUCUAUUGUGCGUCUACUCUUGCAAACUGUAUUUGCUGUACAUAAUGCUAGAGGCCAUGUGGUAUCAUAUGACAUUUAUUUGGAUCAACUUCCUAUAUUGGUUGCUUCUCGAGUACUGUAUUCUUGGCUACUUCAUUUAUCAGUUGAUUCUACUCAACUGGUAUCGUAAUUUUAGCUAUUUCUUGCAACGAUUUCUCGAGUACAACCGGUAUACGAGCUGCAUAUCCGCUCACUACCAUCGUCGCCUGCUGUUGCUCUUUAAAUUGCAUUUACGCAUAAUUCAUCUGCAUAAAUGCAUCCAGGAGAGAGUCGCCUGGUUGCCUGCAGCGAUCUACUUGACCAUAUUCACGAGUAUCUUCAACAUGACCCUGUUCCUCGAAUGCAUUAUCUAUUCCGACGAUGAAAUCGAAGAUAAAAUGUACAUAAUUGCGGAUGGCUGUCUCGGCCCGGCAUUCAUACCAAUUCUCAAUGUGUUAAUCAUUGGCAUCUGCACAGAUCGCAUACGCAGCGAGGAGUUGGCAUUGCAGCAACAAAUUAUACUCGUUAAUAUUCUGUGUGUCCGCAAAGCCAAUCCAAACGAUUUUCGCCUAAAGGUUCUGAACAACGAGCACACUGCUCUAAUUGUCCAUCAGAAACUGGAGCCAUUGCAUAAUGUGAUCAUAUUGCAUACAAUCGGCGAUCGGGAAUUUGCCUUUGACUACUUCCUGACAGUGAUCGUAACCGCUCUCUCCUUUAUACAGUACACAGUGUCCACAAAUCGUGUUUACAAAGUGUGCGUAACGCACAAGUAG